AUGCUGCCAGUCUCCGCAUCCGCCGACUGCAGUCUGCUCCCGGGCCUGCCCAAUGACGUCGCGCUCGCCUGUCUCGCGCGCCUGUCCCUCUGGGACCUGCCCGCCGCUCGCUGCGUGUCGCGCGCCUGGGCGGCUGCCAUUCGCCGCCGGUCGUUCGGCCGCCUGCGACGCGUCCGCGCAGAGGAAGGGGGGUGGCGCCGCCUGCCCCCGCUUCCCCCCACCAACCCCCACUCCCACCCAGCCUGCUACGGCGCCGUCGCCACGGUGAUACCCAGAACCGGGUUUGCAAUCGUGGGCGGCGCCGUGCCUUCCCAGUCAGGCAGGCCGCAGCACGUGCGCCACGUGUCAGUGUUUGACUGGCACAUGGGCGCGUGGUUUGACAUGCAGCAGCCGUGCAUGCUUCCUAGAUUGGACCCUGUGGUGGCUGGAACUGCAAUGGGUGGGGUGCGGUGGAAUGGGGGGCAGAGGGGUUGCCUCAUGGUUACAGGCCCUGGCAGCGGCAGGAGCAAUGGGCUGAACAGUGGCACGCUAUCAGAGGCAGGUGUGGUGGAGGCUGACUGGGAGAGCGCUGAGAUGUGGAGGGUGGUGGAGGAGUCUGACGCCAUCCAUGCCAUCUGGACCAGAACACACGUGGCACAGGUGAUUGUAGCAGCACAUGUGACUGGAGCAAAUACUGUAGCAGGUGUGACUGUGUCGGAUGUGCCUGCAGAGCCAGCAGCAGAAGCAGACGACUUAACGAGCGCAAACAGCAGCCGAGCCACCUACUCCGUGCUCUGCUCUCUGGACCCCAACCACUCUCUCCUCGUCUUCAACAACCUUCGCCGCAGAUGGGUCCCUGCUGGCCCUCCGCUUCCCCCAUGCUCCCCGCUUCGUCCGCCUCUUCCGCGUCCAUCCCCUCAGCGUCUCUGCCCGUGUGGCAGGGGCUCACAUGAGAGAUACUGUUCCACUCUACCCGGCACACCCACUGCACCGUCCAACUCCCACUCUGCUACCCCUGACCCAUGCCUUCCAGCCUCUGCCAGCGGUGCAGCCGCCGCUACCGCUGCUGCUGCUGCUGCCAUUCCUGGCAGCGCGGCCAGUUUUGCCAGUGCCGCCAAUUUCGGAAGGCUGCAGCAGCUUCUUGGGUGUGGCGGCCGUCUCGUGGCUCUCUUCCAGCCACACGACCCGCGCCUCCCAGGAGUGAUGCGAGAAAUCCUCCUCCCGGACCUCCACACUAUCUCCUCUCUCUCCGCCCUGCUCCCUCACACCUCCUCCUCCUCAUUCCCCUCCUCACUCCCCUUCUCUCAGCCUUCUCUCUCUGCCCCCACACAACCUCCCAUCACUGUCGGAUCCCCAGCAGCACAGGCGCAGGCUUCAGGGAGUGUGCCUGUAGCAGCAGCUAGAGAAUCGAUGCAGCUGAUGUAUGGUGAUAGUAUCGAGGGGCCAAGUGGCUGGGCAAUGGAUGCUCCAGUCGCCUUGCCUGGCAACGGAAGGUUGCAUCACGUGCUUUCCAUGCAUCCUGCCGUUUAG
Messenger RNA from Closterium sp. NIES-65, 1509 nucleotides. The record is from the annotation of a GenBank genome assembly. NCBI's taxonomy places the organism in Eukaryota, Viridiplantae, Streptophyta, Zygnematophyceae, Desmidiales, Closteriaceae.